Messenger RNA from Sorex araneus (European shrew), 1902 nucleotides. RefSeq names its product proline rich 3 (gene PRR3). The coding region runs from base 159 to 722 and encodes 187 amino acids. Lineage: Eukaryota; Metazoa; Chordata; Mammalia; Eulipotyphla; Soricidae. Gene Ontology annotation, molecular function: metal ion binding; RNA binding. The transcript is spliced from 5 exons. The record is from RefSeq and is a predicted model, not a curated record.
CGCGAGGAGGACGGCGGGGCGGUGUUUCGCUAGGGAGAUGAGCGGCUGGGGGGUUCUUUUUUCAAGCAUUGAGAGGAGAACGGUAGACGGAAGGCCUGCGAUGGCCGGCAGGCUUGGCCCAAACCGAGGGAGGCGAUUUAGCCAUUGCCGCAACCACGAUGCCGAAGCGAAAGAAGCAGAAUCAGCAACAGCCCCCGCAUCAGCAGCCCCCGAUGCCAGAGCGGGAGGAGCCUGGAGACGAGGAAGAUGGGAGUCUCAUCGGACCACCCAGUCUUCUGGGCCCACCCCCCAUGGCCAAUGGAAAGCCUGGUGAUCCCAAGUCAGCUCUUCAUAGAGGUCCCCCAGAAUCGAGAGGACCAAUAAUUCCACCACUGCUGAGUCUCCCACCUCCCCCCCGGGGCAGGGGCCCAAUUCGAGGGGCCCUAGGUCCCAGGUCUACCCCAUAUGGUCGUGGUUGGUGGGGAGUCAAUGCUGAACCUCCUUUUCCUGGACCAGGCCAUGGGGGUCCCUCCCGGGGUGGCUUUCACAAGGAGCAGAGAAACCCUCGAAGGCUCAAAAGUUGGUCUCUUAUCAAGAAUACCUGCCCGCCCAAGGAUGGACCUCAAGUUAUGGAAGACAAAUCUGGCCGUCCUGUCUGCCGACACUUUGCCACAAAGGGCCAUUGUCGUUACGAGGACCUAUGUGCCUUCUACCACCCCGGCGUCAAUGGACCUCCUCUUUGAGACUGCGCCUUCCAGGCAGGCCGGAAGGAGCCCUCGGUGACCUGGCGGGCAUAUAUUUCCCUGUGACCCUGUGAUGGCUAGUGUGAGGCUGUUUCACCUGCCACCCUCAGUCAGUGACACCCACCCCAGUCCACCAUUUGGGGUCCAUUUGUUUUAUCACUGGUACACUGCUCGUCUGAUCCAGCCUGGAGAGACUCGCCAUUGGGACCCCACCUUUGCUCCCUUCGACCACCUCCUGGAUCCCAUCGCCGAGUGACUGCUGAACAGGAAACCUCUUUGGUGCUGUUUCAUGUACAUCUGUCCACCCGGUUCCCAGGAUCGUCCUCGAUUCCUGAGAGCCCUGGAGCAGUUUCUUACCAUUCCUCCUCCUAGCUGCUUGUCCGAAGGCCUUCUUAUGUGACACUCCUCCUCCCCCCUGUCGUCAGCUGCUCUGUGAACUCACCAGGUUGUCUCGCCUAGGGCAAGUCUGGCUGACUGGGACAGAGUCACUCCCUGGAAGGUCAAUUUUCCCCACUUUCGGAUUUUGUAGUUUUGGCGUCAGUAGCAUGAUUCCCUACCACUGUGGUCUGUGAUCACUGUGCUUUGUGAAACUGUACAUCCCCUCGUAACCCUUCUUGGUGUCUGUGGCAUUUUUGUGAGUUCCCUAAACUAGAGUAGUUGAUCCGCCAAAAACGAGUGAGACUUUUGGUGCCCUCUGGACUUUCCCUCCUGCCCAACGUGGAGAAUCUUCGUGAAACUUUCCAAUGGACUGCCUCCCCGUCCCUCCCUUCUCCGGUGUCGGUGUAUUGGGUUUGACACUGGCCCUCGAAAUGUUCUCUGAAGUCUCCGAGGGACUGCCCCUCGCUCCCCUGCAGCCCACUUCAGUUCAACUGUGUCAUGACGAGGCCACAAGCCCUCCUGUUUGAAUUCUGUGAAUCUCCACCAGGCCUGACUGGUGGAACUUGGACUGGACUGUCACCCUCUCCAACCUUCUACCCCUGCAUCCUUGUCAUUGAUUGUUUUCUGUGAAAACAACAGUGAACAGGUUCAGUUUUGAACUGACCCAGAGGAAAUGGGUCAGGCAUUGUAUGGGCAAGAGGGAGGGAUGAGAGUUGUUGGAGAACUAAGGGUGAAUUUUUUUUUCUUUUUAAUGUUUUUUUAUAUUAGUAAUAAAUGCUGUGGAAACAAGCAUUUUCUUUAA